Aspergillus niger is the source of this 819-nucleotide messenger RNA. RefSeq lists its product as uncharacterized. Lineage: Eukaryota; Fungi; Ascomycota; Eurotiomycetes; Eurotiales; Aspergillaceae. The transcript is spliced from 3 exons. The coding region runs from base 1 to 819 and encodes 272 amino acids. The record is from RefSeq and is a predicted model, not a curated record.
AUGAGCCUCAUGCACCACAGGUCUACGACUGAAGGAGAAAUGACGACGUUCGAAGGCGCAGAAGUUCAACGAGCAAUUACAGACGACAUAAGAAUCGCAAACAUGUUUUGCCCGAGAGUCUCAACGCCUAUGGUUUACCUUAGAAGUAGGAUAAGCCAUCUGACGGAUCUUAAGGUUAAAGACCGAAAAAGAUACAGACGCUCCGGGCCUUUGCAUCAGAUCAAAAGACUUUUGAGAGCCAUCGGUCCUAGACACAAAAUCAAAGCUUAUCAUACCUCUCUUGGUUAUGUGCCGGGGACAGGUUAUGGAGGGGCUGGAGGGGCUGGAUGUGGGGGAAUGGGAGGAAUGGAGGAAGAAAAUGUCGACCGCACUUCACAAGUUCAAUAUUCGGAAGAGGAAUGCCCCGCUCCCCUCCUUGAUGCUCGUCAUUACGAAAAGGAGGAGGUUGGUUUCCAUGCCAGUUCCGUGUCCAAGGACCACGGGGAGCAGUCGAAUCUUAGCGAUGAGAUACAUCCUGCAGUCCCUGUUGGGAUUUCGCUUCGAGCAAACCGCUCUCCUUCCGUUUCUUCGGUCGUCGCUCCUUCUCCUGGCCCUCCGACGCAGGAUGGACGCCGCCCAGGCCCUGCCGAGUUCAAGAAUUCUCGUGAAAAUCGGCCCUUGUGGCUCGUUGAGCGCUUUGCUUGCAAGUCGGAGGUUCACUCCGAUGAGUCCCUUCCCUCUUUGCCUUCAAGCACGACUGAUGUAAGAGAACCAAGUGAAAGGGAAGAUGACAUGGAAGGCAUAGUGAGCGAGCUUUUGGAUAGAUAUACGGCUGCGUGA